GCCGCGGCGGCAACAACUGGGAGUCCAUGGCGUACAGUCAGGGAGGCAGCAAGAAGAAAGUCUGCUACUACUAUGAUGGUGAUAUUGGAAAUUAUUAUUAUGGAGAGGGUCAUCCUAUGAAACCUCAUAGGAUCCGCAUGACCCAUAACCUGCUAUUAAAUUAUGGCUUGUGUAGGAAAAUGGAAUUUUAUAGGCCCCACAAAGCUACAGCAGAAGAAAUGACCAAGUAUCACAGCGAUGAAUACAUACAAUUUCUGCGCUCAAUAAGACCAGAUAAUAUGUCUGAGUAUAGCAAGCAGAUGCAAAGAUUUAACGUUGGAGAAGAUUGUCCUGUGUUUGAUGGGCUUUUCGAGUUUUGCCAACUAUCAACUGGUGGCUCUGUUGCUGGGGCAGUAAAAUUAAACAGACAACAGACUGACGUGGCUGUUAACUGGGCUGGAGGUCUUCAUCAUGCAAAGAAAUCAGAAGCAUCAGGUUUCUGCUAUGUUAAUGAUAUUGUCCUUGCUAUCCUAGAAUUGCUGAAGUACCAUCAGAGAGUCCUGUACAUUGAUAUUGAUAUCCAUCAUGGUGAUGCUGUUGAGGAAGCAUUUUAUACAACAGACCGUGUAAUGACUGUAUCAUUCCACAAAUAUGGUGAAUACUUUCCUGGCACAGGAGACUUGGGGGACAUUGGUGCAGAAAAAGGCAAGUACUAUGCUGUCAACUUUCCAAUGAGAGAUGGUAUAGAUGAUGAGUCCUAUGGGCAGAUAUUUAAACCAAUAAUAUCAAAAGUGAUGGAGAUGUAUCAGCCUAAUGCAGUAGUGUUGCAGUGUGGUGCAGAUUCAUUAUCUGGUGAUAGACUUGGAUGUUUCAAUCUUACUGUCAAAGGUCAUGCUAAAUGUGUAGAAAUUGUAAAAACUUUCAAUUUGCCCCUUUUGAUGCUUGGAGGAGGUGGAUACACAAUCCGUAAUGUUGCCCGUUGUUGGACAUAUGAAACUGCUGUUGCCUUAGAUUGUGAAAUUCCAAAUGAGUUGCCAUACAACGAUUACUUUGAGUAUUUUGGACCAGAUUUUAAAUUGCACAUUAGUCCAUCAAAUAUGACAAAUCAGAAUACUCCAGAGUACAUGGAGAAAAUCAAACAAUGUUUAUUUGAAAACUUGCGCAUGUUACCUCAUGCGCCUGGUAUACAGAUGCAAGCCAUCCCUGAAGAUGCUGUUCAUGAAGACAGUGAGGAUGAAGAUGGAGAAGAUCCAGACAAACGAAUUUCUAUUCGAGCAUCUGACAAGCGGAUAGCUUGUGAUGAAGAAUUUUCAGAUUCUGAGGAUGAAGGGGAAGGAGGACGUAGAAAUGUGGCUGAUCAUAAGAAAGGAGCAAAGAAAGCAAGAAUAGAAGAAGAUAAAAAGGAAACAGAGUACAAGAAAGCAGAUGUUAAAGAAGAGGAGAAGUCCAAGGACAACAGUGGUGAAAAGACAGACACCAAAGGGUAACCCAGUACUAAUUGAAUCUCUUACAAGUUAAAUGUGGUUAAGUUUCAGUUAACCUAGCCAAAUUAAUAU
Molecule: messenger RNA, 1535 nt
Organism: Antechinus flavipes (yellow-footed antechinus)
Lineage: Eukaryota; Metazoa; Chordata; Mammalia; Dasyuromorphia; Dasyuridae
Product: histone deacetylase 2-like
Exons: 1
Coding region: 27-1466 (479 amino acids)
Molecular function (GO): histone deacetylase activity
Source: RefSeq, a predicted model, not a curated record